Molecule: messenger RNA, 1733 nt
Organism: Polistes canadensis
Lineage: Eukaryota; Metazoa; Arthropoda; Insecta; Hymenoptera; Vespidae
Product: exonuclease GOR-like
Exons: 2
Cellular component (GO): nucleus
Molecular function (GO): nucleic acid binding; exonuclease activity
Source: RefSeq, a predicted model, not a curated record
AUGGAACAUUGUGGUGUUAUAAAUCCAAAAAGGAAUCAUUCCGAUUCCAACAAAAAGUAUCCUAAAGUUGAAGAACAGAAAACAAGUUCCCAACAAGAAAAUAGUCAGACAAGUGGAAGUAAAAAUGACGAUGGUAGUCAGAAAAAAGAAAAAUUAGUCUUGAAAGUUUGUUCGAAAUCUAAUAGUUUUACAAGAAGAUUACAAACUUUACUAAAAGCAAAACCAUUUACCGCAAAUGCGAUUGAAAAUCAAAYRGCAUCAGCUACURACAUUAAAGAGUCAGUUAAUGAUACAGCAUCAAAUAAUGUGUUCGAAUUCGAUAGAGUAUCAGUUAACUUUAGCGAAUGCGAUAMAGAAUCUGUAAAAAGUUUUMAACUUGAAACUCAAUCGUUAAGAAGUUUAAAUAUGGAAAAUAGUGACAAGAAUAAUCCAGAAUUCGAUACGAUAUCGUUAAAUGAAACGUCUAAUGGAAGAUUAAAUAGUUGGAAGAGAAAGUCAAAUUGGGGAAAUCCAAAGCAAAAUGAAACGAAACAGACAMASAWUGAAUCUACGAAACAAGAAAAGGAGAAUAAAUGUUUGAUGUUAGUUUUACAUCAAUUUCCUGAUGAAUUACCAAAACUAUCAGUUGACGUUAAUAUUCUGUACGUCAUAUUAAUAUCGUACACCCASCAACUAAGUUAUUUGAUCGAAGCUGGCUACCCAUUUAAUAUAGAUUUCAAUAAGAAAUCUAAAUGCAAUAGUUUAGUACCAGCUGAUUUUGAAUACUCCACAUUGUAUGAAGUCAGAUGUGAGUUGUGUUACAGAUGGUACAACAUGUAUAAUCAUUCCRUWUUAWACGAUAGUGAACGAUGUAUAUAUCAUGAAAAGGAAUUAAAUAAACCAUUUUAUAGAAAUUCCAAAAAAACAUGGACCUGUUGUAAUAACGAAGUUGGUAAUUUGGGUUGUUUAAAAGCGAGCAAUCACAAUUGGAAUAAAUAUUUCUACAUACCAGAUAAUGAAUAUAAGGGUUUCAUUAAGACUAAACCAUCUACAGAAAAAAAAGAUUUUUAUGGUAUUUACGGACUUGAUUGUGGUAUGGUUCAAGUAGAAGGUGGAUUCAUGUUAUCCGAAGUUGCUUUGGURGAUGUAACCGGUAAAACUAUAUAUUUUUCUUUUGUAAACAUAMAAAGAAGAAUUCUGGACAGAAUGGUCAAACAUAAAUAUGAUCAAAUUAGAUCGUCCCAAAAAACAUUUVAAACAGUUCAAAAUGAACUACUACAAUUUAUAUCAUCGGAAACAAUUCUCAUAGGCCAUGGCCUUGAGAAUGAUCUCAAAGCCUUAUGCAUYAUACAUUAUAACGUUAUUGAUACCUCAUUAUUAUUGAACAAAGAAAAUGCAUUUCCCUAUCGAUACCGUUUGCAAGAAUUGGUUCAAUAUUUUCUGCAAAGGGAUAUUCAAUUAAGUGCUCAUUCAGCUGUAGAGGAUGCACUUGCUGCAAUACAAUUAACAUUGUAUAAAGUUUAUCAUGAUGGAUUUGACAGUACUAUUAUCAAUUCUAGUCCUAAUGUCAUCAAAAAAAUAAUUGAAAAUAAACAACAUGGAAGAAGAAAGAAGAAAAAUGGUGGUGCAGGUGCAGCGGCAGCACGAGCUUCAAAUAAUCUUGACAAUACAACGGAUAAUAAUUCGGAACAAAAGACUGAUAAACGGAUUAAACAAACAAAUAAACCAAUAAUUAARCAAAGAAAUCUACCGCC